Molecule: messenger RNA, 3141 nt
Organism: Paramormyrops kingsleyae
Lineage: Eukaryota; Metazoa; Chordata; Actinopteri; Osteoglossiformes; Mormyridae
Gene: sirt1
Product: sirtuin 1
Biological process (GO): negative regulation of DNA-templated transcription
Cellular component (GO): nuclear inner membrane; nucleus; rDNA heterochromatin
Molecular function (GO): p53 binding; transcription corepressor activity; NAD+ binding
Source: RefSeq, a predicted model, not a curated record
UGCUCUUUUGGUACGUUAUUUAAUGCAAGUGCAUUGUACUGCAUGCUGGGCACCGAUUCAAUGUAGUGAAAUUAGGUCAAGUUAUCAUUUUGCUUUUGAAACCAUCUUCGCACUAUUGUGUAAAUUCAUUCAUUAUUACGUGAAAAUUGUACCUAGGGUACCUAGCCUAUAUGUAUGUAAACGUACAUUUAAAAUUUAGACAUGGCUCUUUCCAUUGAUGGUCAAGAUCAAAAUAAUGCACUACGUACAGGAGCAUAUACUUUGGAAUUAAUUACGUUUACGUUAAAAUUAUAUGAAAUGUUCUAUAUUAAACAUUUCUGGCAUUCGUGGUAAGAGGGUAUGUGGGUACUUCAGAUUUUCCCUUCAGCAAAUUUUCCCAUCUCACGGCUGAUGCUCACAGUUGCUACGGAGACAUGCUGUGUCCGGAGCCCUUCUUCACAACUUUCGGCACGGCCUCCUAAGCGUGCAGCGUGGUGCUUCAUGGGACAUGCAGUGCGCACACAGUCAUUAUGUAAGCGCUUUUCAGGCUCAUAUUUAUCACCGCAUGACACGUUUUGUUGUGGUUGACAUCAUCACCCGGUCGCCAUUGGCCAAGCCGGGGUCACGUGGUCUGUUUAAAUGUCCCAGCUGGCUCGAGCCGCAGCGACGGCCCGUUUAUCAGCUAAAGAUGGCGGACGGUGAAAACGUCCCGCUCGGCGCCAGCGCCUCGGAUCCCAAUGAGCCCCUCACCAAGAAACCCAAGCUGGGAGCCGCUUUUGGGAACGGGGAUAAAGGCGACCAGGCGGAGCCGGAAUCACGUGUAAAAGAAUGUGGGAAGCUCUGGGCGUCGGCGGCAAUGGCUGCUAAUGCGCGGCCGGAGGAGAGGAAGAAGGAGGCGGCGGCGGCGGGACAGGCCACGGCCGCGUCGGGCGGAGACAAUGGACUGUCGGCUCUGGAGGAGACGCUGGAGAAUGGCGAGGAGGCACCGCUCGAUGGACACGCCAGAGAUAUGAGCGCAGUGUGCGUCGGUCCCGGCGAGGAUGAGCACCCCAAUGGCUUCAGCUUCCACGACCCCGGCGAGGAAGAUGACAGGUCCUCCCACGCAAGCUCCAGUGACUGGACCCCACAGCCGCACUUAGGCUCCUACAGUUUCAUCCAGCAGCACAUCAUGAGGGAGACAGAUCCUCGGACCAUCCUCAGAGAUCUUCUCCCAGAAACGGCACUCCCUCCGGACCUGGACGACAUGACCCUGUGGCAGAUCAUCAUCAACAUCUCCGAACCCCCCAAGAGGAGGAAGCGGAAGGACAUCAACACGCUGGAGGAUGUUCUCAGGCUGCUGCACGAGUCCAAGAAGAUCCUGGUGUUAACCGGCGCCGGGGUCUCCGUGUCGUGCGGAAUACCAGACUUCCGAUCCAGAGAUGGGAUCUAUGCCAGACUUGCCGUCGACUUCCCUGACCUUCCGGAUCCUCAGGCCAUGUUCGACAUCGAGUACUUCAGAAGAGACCCCAGGCCAUUCUUCAAGUUUGCCAAGGAGAUCUACCCUGGGCAGUUCCAGCCAUCUCCGUGCCACAGGUUCAUCGCUAUGCUCGAUAAGCAGGGCAAGCUACUGCGAAAUUACACACAGAACAUCGAUACGCUGGAGCAGGUGGCUGGCGUGCAGCGCAUCAUCCAGUGCCAUGGUUCCUUUGCUACAGCUUCCUGUCUCAUCUGCAAACACAGGGUGGACUGCGAGGCCAUCAGAGAAGACAUCUUCAAUCAGGUGGUACCACACUGCCCGAAAUGCCCUGGCUUCCCGUUGGCCAUCAUGAAGCCCGACAUCGUAUUCUUUGGGGAGAAUCUUCCGGAACACUUUCACAGGGCGAUGAAGCAGGAUAAAGAUGAGGUGGACCUACUCAUCGUCAUCGGCUCAUCUCUCAAAGUGCGGCCAGUGGCACUCAUCCCCAGUUCCAUUCCACACGAAGUGCCUCAGAUCCUGAUCAACCGCGAGCAGCUGCCGCACCUCGACUUCGACGUGGAACUGCUGGGAGACUGUGAUGUCAUCAUCAAUGAGCUGUGCCACCGGCUGGGCGGGGACUAUAAGCAGCUGUGCUAUAACCCGCAGAGACUGAGCGAGAUCACGGAGAAGCCGCCGCGGCCCCCCGACAGCCCAGCGCGUGAGCCUGAGGAGGAGGCCGGACCCCUGCAGGCAUCCGACGGAGUUGCUCCGGAAAGUCACAUGGAUGUAGCGGCAGGCGUCCGGACGCCGGCGGACGGCAGCCCCGUGGCGAGGAUACUGCCCCCUGCUGAUGAGGACAGUGAGCGGCCAGAGCACUCUCCAAAUCCCGGGGAGAAGAGCAGAUAUCCCGGUGCCGAGCUUCGGAGGAGACGCUGGGCAGCCAGAUCGAGUGGGAGCUCCAUUAGCAAGCGGCUAGAUGCCUGCCAGUACCUAUUCCAAGCCCCCAAUCACUACAUCUUCCACGGCGCUGAGGUGUACUCGAACUCUGAGGACGAGACGUCCAGCUCGUGCGGCAGCGUGAGUGACGGCUCAUGCUGCAGCGCGGACGGGCCGGCCAGCGAUGGGGAGGGCUCCUGCUCUCCAGCAAUGCCCGUGGGGGCCGAGAGCGCCGAGGACUGCCUCAGAGACACUGUGCCACACAAGCGGGAGGCUGUGGAGGACGGGCGGGAGGCCCCUGCGGACAGUUCUGCAGAGGCUGUCCACAGCACCUCGCACUUCUGAAGCCCAUUAAACCUUUUUUUUUUUUUUUUUUUUUAAAAAAGAAAACUGCAAUGUUUUGAGGCGCUAAGCAGUCUUUGCUAUAUUCAAAGCAAGUUCCCCACGUUCUUUUUGCAUCCCAUACAUCUGGACGCCGUGCUGAACCUCUCCCCCUCCCCCCCCCACGGUACGCCCGAGUCUUUCAUCAUCCCUGGUGGUCUCACACUGCUGGAUGUGAAAACGAUUGUUCUGAACACGCUGGACCGAUUUUAAUAUUUAGUGGCUAAAACAAAGCGGGGCAAAUGGAUCAGAUGUAGGCUAUGAAAAGGGAUCAGCGAAGGUCGACCAAAGAAGAGUCCGUCUCCGUAGCGUUAGCGUUAGCCGCCACGAGCUUCACAUGCUUCUGCUCUGACCUUUUUACUACAUGCCUGUAAGAUACAUUAAACUGAACACUGGCAUUUUGUCCUGAA